This is a messenger RNA of Colletes gigas, 1047 nucleotides long. It is a transcript of the gene Hr83, whose product is annotated as nuclear receptor subfamily 2 group E member 1. Lineage: Eukaryota; Metazoa; Arthropoda; Insecta; Hymenoptera; Colletidae. The coding region runs from base 1 to 1047 and encodes 348 amino acids. The record is from RefSeq and is a predicted model, not a curated record. Gene Ontology annotation, molecular function: zinc ion binding; RNA polymerase II cis-regulatory region sequence-specific DNA binding; nuclear receptor activity. The transcript is spliced from 6 exons. Gene Ontology annotation, biological process: anatomical structure development; regulation of transcription by RNA polymerase II; cell differentiation.
AUGGGAAGGACGCUUCCCACGCCAGUGGCUUGCAAGGUUUGCGGCGAUCGUUCCUACGGGAAACAUUACGGGGUCUAUUGCUGCGACGGUUGCUCGUGCUUCUUCAAACGAUCCGUGCGUCGUGGCGCCCUCUUCACCUGCAUAGCCGGCGCAGGGACGUGCGCCAUCGACAAAGCCAGACGCAACUGGUGCCCUCACUGUCGCCUAAAGAAAUGCUUCACCGUGGGCAUGAACACUGCAGCGGUGCAGGAAGAACGAGGACCACGCGUUCGAAACAGAAUCGCAGCGAUGAUCGACAGCGAUUCCAGGGUCGCGUGGGACCCGAGCAACGAUCCUGGACGAAAGUGUCUCUCGUCCGAGUCGACGACCGUGGCUCCCUCGCGCGAAUCUGAAAUAGGAUCGACGAUCUAUCGCACCGAUGGCGUCGGUACGAGCAGCUUCUUUUUCUCCUCGAUGUCGAAUCCAGCUCGAGCAUCGAGGAUCAUAGCCGCUGGGCCAACGAUGCGAUACGAGAUCGCUGCCCAGAUAUUUCUCGCGACCGUGCGUGCAGCUCGACAGCAUCGCGAGUUCUCGAUGCUCGACGUCGACGAGCAGAAUCGGAUUUUACGAAGAGGGUGGGCGGCGGCGUUCCUCCUGCGGGCCGCGAUCUGGCCGAUCGAUCUCUCGAACUUUCGAAAACGAGACGCGUCGACCGGGAACGACACCGCCACCGCUUACGGCGCCCUCGUCGCUGCACGGUCCACCAUCUUGAAACUGCGCCUCGAUCGAAUCGAGAUAUCGAUUCUGGAGACUCUGAUUCUCUGCCGACCUGAGAUCGCUGAGACGACGAAUGGCAUCCGUCUGACGUCUCAAGCAACGGACACCGCCGUGGAGACUCUGGUUCGCCAUCUGGAUGCUCGUGCCGAACGACGUUCGCCCAGAUUGGCCAGGAUCAUGCUUGUACUUCCGAUUCUGACCGCUUGCUGUCCACGGGAAUUGGCGGGAGAUCUUUUCGCGCCAAUUAUCGGGGACGUCGAUCUCGAACGAGUGAUCGCGUCCGUACGCUGA